AUGAAAAUAUUAUUUGGUAUUAGUGGUAGUAUUGCUGCUAUUAAGGUUAAUGAAAUAAUUGAAAAAUUACAAGAACAUUGUAAAACAAAUAAUAUAUCUAUUGAGAUAAAAUACGUUGCAACUAAUAUUGCUUAUGAGAAAUUUCUGAAACCUUUUAAAGAAAAAGUGUUCUUAGAUGAAGAUGAAUGGUUGUGGCAAAAAAAGGGAGAUGCUAUUUUACAUGUAGAAUUAAGAAAAUGGGCAGACAUUUUUAUAAUAUGCCCUUUGGAUGCUAAUACUUUAGCUAAUAUAUCCAAUGGAAUUUGUUCUAAUCUUUUAACUUGUAUUUGUCGAUGUUGGGACUUUAAAAAAACUUUUUUAGUUUUUCCUUGUAUGAAUACAUAUAUGUAUAACCAUCCAAUAACAAAGGAACACAUUGACAUAGUUUCAUCAUGGGGAAUAAAAGUAAUUAAUCCAAUAGAGAAAUUAUUAGCUUGUGGAGAUUAUGGUAUAGGAGCUUUGCCUAAUAUAGAAGAUGUUAUAAAUGAAAUAAUAAAAUAUUUACAUUAA
Molecule: messenger RNA, 549 nt
Organism: Plasmodium gallinaceum
Lineage: Eukaryota; Apicomplexa; Aconoidasida; Haemosporida; Plasmodiidae
Product: phosphopantothenoylcysteine decarboxylase, putative
Exons: 4
Coding region: 1-549 (182 amino acids)
Biological process (GO): coenzyme A biosynthetic process
Cellular component (GO): phosphopantothenoylcysteine decarboxylase complex
Molecular function (GO): phosphopantothenoylcysteine decarboxylase activity; FMN binding
Source: RefSeq, a predicted model, not a curated record